AUGGCACGGUCGAAUGGCAGACAGUUAUAUGUACCCCUGGAUCGACCUCCACGCAGGAUGAAUUCUGGGAAAGAUGAUAUGAGAGAAUAUUGUGUCAACGGCCAAAUGAGUUCCUCACAAAACGAAGAAGAGGAGGGGCCGUCGACGAGUACCGCCACGGGGCCGAGCAGGACGGAAAAUGUCAGGAGAAGUCUAAAAGACCUGAAAAAGGACAUGGGACGGAAUUUCGACGCGCUCGUCCAUCGGCCGAGGAUGGAGAGGAUCACG
Molecule: messenger RNA, 267 nt
Organism: Mesorhabditis spiculigera
Lineage: Eukaryota; Metazoa; Nematoda; Chromadorea; Rhabditida; Rhabditidae
Source: the annotation of a GenBank genome assembly